AAAAUUUAUAAUAGUAAUCUUUUGUUUAAAAUUUUUUCAACUUUUUUUUUGUAUAUAGAUACGCAUGAAUUAUAAUGUUUUAUAAAAACAACUGAAGUAUGUAUUGGGAGAGAAAAAAAAAUCUAAAUUAACCUAUUCGAAUCUCUCGAUCAAUUAUUUUGAUUUUUCAUAAUUUAUUUAUAUGUUAUUUAAAUGGUGAGUAUAGAUUCUAAUCGAAAAAAAUAUGCGGAAAGUAUGCUGCUGUUACUAAUAAUAUUUUUUGAAAUUUUCUUAAGUAUAUAACGUGUUAUUUGAAAAUCGUUUAUUAUAAUUUUAGUUUAUAAAUUUCGCGCGCGUGUUCAUACUUCUGUCAACAUUGUUAAAUUGGUUAUCGCAUAUUGUUAUUUUGUCUUCGCAAAGAAUAUUGAGUCAUUUAUUUAAUCGAAUAUUUGAAAAACGUAGAAAACAUAUUUUUAUUUCGUUGGUACUGAUAGUGUAGUAGUGUAGUAGUUACGUCCCCAACGUAAGGUCGAGGAAGCGUUCUCUCUGAAACAGUUUCGGCAAAAAAAAUUUAAGAUAAUUGGUAUUUAUUAUACUUUAUUAGAAUAAUAAGUAUUAAAAAAAAAUUAGGGUAUAUUUUAUAAAAAAUUGUAUUUUUUACUAACGAGGAAAGAUGUUUAAAAAAUUCGAUGAAAAGGAUAGUGUUUCCGGUAUACAGCAAUUAAAAUCGUCCGUUCAGAAAGGAAUACGUUCGAAACUCUUGGAUUUAUAUCCACAUUUAGAAAGUCAUGUAGAUACUAUCAUUCCAAAGAAGGAUGCAUUUAGAAUUGUUAAGUGUCAUGAUCACAUAGAAAUUAUAGUCAAUGCAGCAGGAGAACUUUUAUUCUUUCGACAACGUGAAGGUCCAUGGAUGCCUACAUUAAGGUUAUUACACAAAUAUCCGUUCUUUUUACCAAUGGAACAAGUCGAUAAAGGAGCAAUCAGAUUUGUACUUAGCGGUGCAAAUAUUAUGUGUCCAGGUUUAACAUCAAAAGGUGCAAAAAUGACACCUGUAGAGAAGGGAACUGUUGUUUAUGAACUUAAUAAGCAACUAGGCAGUUAUGGCAGAAGGGAAGCAGCAUGCUUUAGCAGUGGGUGUAACUACUCUAUCAACAGAAGAUAUAGCCAAAGUGAAUAAAGGAGUAGGAAUCGAAAAUUGUCAUUAUUUGAAUGAUGGAUUAUGGCAAAUGAAGCCUGUGAAGUAAGAGGAAAAUAUUGUAAUAAGCAUCCAAAUUGUGUAUCAAUAAGAUUUACAUAUUAUAUGAAUAAAGUCGUUGUUUUUAAAUAUAA
Molecule: messenger RNA, 1308 nt
Organism: Vespula vulgaris
Lineage: Eukaryota; Metazoa; Arthropoda; Insecta; Hymenoptera; Vespidae
Gene: MCTS1
Product: malignant T-cell-amplified sequence 1 homolog
Exons: 6
Coding region: 653-1156 (167 amino acids)
Biological process (GO): formation of translation preinitiation complex
Molecular function (GO): RNA binding
Source: RefSeq, a predicted model, not a curated record